CUCCUCCUCUCCCUCCAUCACACAUACAAACACACGCGCGCGCGCUCGCGCGCAAAGAGAUGAGCGGGUGUGAGAGCUGUAUGCUGGGCGAACGUGUUCAGUUGAAGGCAGCGGGAAGGUCGAGUGCUCGGCUCCGGGAGGCUCACAGCAGGUGCGGCAGGGCUGAGGCUGCACCUCACGGAGAGCGGGCUGCUGCUCCACCAUGUCCCCCGCAUCCGAUCAGCUCACUGGCGAGACGACGUGAGCCUGUUGUGUUGUGGAGACAUUACAGGGAGAUGGCUGGUCAGUCCUCUUUCAUCAUGAUGAACAGAUGGUAACUCAGGGUUAGCUUGUGGGCUGUGUUGAUAUUGAAUCACACCUAAAGGAUAGCACUGACGUUUCUUUAAGAUGACAAGGACACAUCCCCCUGAUAUACUGGCAUCAACUCUAUAUCGGGACAUUACUGUAAAUCCCAUCACUGACCACUCCAUUUCUCUCCACUCCUCCCAGCAAUGUGACAUGAAAAUGAUUGAUAAACCAGAACUCAUCAACAAAAGACACUGCCGUAGCUUUGACUUCAUUGAGUCAUUGGAUGAUCCACAGUCUCUCUCUUCCUCAAUGGAUUACCCUUACAAAAGGCCUGAGCUUCAGACAUUUAACAAAGAUCUAAUGUGGAAUGGACUAGAUCAACAGGGACAUCUUCGUUUUUCAUCUCCUGAUCUGUUUAAUACCAGGCAUAUCCAGCAGCACACCAGCCAAGAAAAAACCAACCAUCUUACAUGGUCGGAUUCUAAAAAGAGAACAAGAUCUAAAAGUGCUCCAAGGUUUAAGGCCAGCCUCACUCCUGUGCCCAUCUCAGUGUCUCCUCCAGGAGCCAGGAAGAGCAAGGAUGCACCUCAGGCUGCAUCAGAUACCUUGAGGUCUUCUGAAACACAUCGAGAAUCCUACACCUCAAACAGGGCUUUUUUGAAUGAAGUCCAUCCUAUAAAACUGCAGCCUCACUCUCCCCUCUAUGUCUCGGACUGUUUUGAGGAGGACAAACCAGAGAAACCAGCCAUAACCCCUCAUGUCAGGUGUCGCGUGGACAUUAAACCAGAUGCUUCUGUACUGCAGCACACAUCUAGGCAGAUUCCUACUGUACGGAUGGAGCAUCUUAGGCAGAGAUACUCCCAGGCCAGUAGCAGUAGAGGUUUGUAUGUACCACGGCAAAUUGUCUCCUCGCCAACGCCUACUCCAAGUGAAUGCUAUAGUGGAGAUUUUAGACAUGGAUACCACUACGCCACCAGCAUGUCUCCCAUCUCUCACCAGCAUCUAGACAUGCACAGAAUGCAGUCACCAACAGCGCCAUAUCUGAGUCAAGAACAGAGGGCUUACUCAAAUCCUAGCAUACCAACCAAGUUUUUCUACACAGAGGACCCUGUUCGGUAUCCAGUACAUCCCUAUUCUAGAGCACACUUUCAGGAUGACCGGUCCAGUUUAACAAGCCAUGGUAGUACAAUGACAUGUCAGUAUGAUCCAAGGACUCGAUGGGUGCAUACCCUUCCUGUUAGGUCAUAUUACACUGACCACCUGUCCAACAGAGAGUCAGCACACUCUGUAUAUAGUAGGCCUUACUCCACAAGUGAGGCAGGAUCUUACUUUUGUCAAACUCCACUGUCAAGAUCUUACUUUGCAGAGGACAGCAGUUUCAAUCCAUACCAUUCGAGCAGCUCAAGGUUGUUUUAUUCCAAACCAUUCAGUUCUCCUGAGGAGCAGUACUUACCCUCAAGGCCAUAUCAUACAGAGGGUCGUCGACGACCUCGAAUGUCCCAGGCCUUUUCAGAUGACUGGUAUCGCUCAAGUAUAUCUGGUUACUCAAACCAGUCCUCCCUGCACACACCACCAAGAGUAAGACACGACCCAAAUAUACCCCCGUGGUUUACCAGCAGCUGUGUGGAGACAAGUAGACUAGGAGCAGAGGUCAAAAACCACUCCAAGUCUUGGGACAACAUCCUAUAUCCAAGACAUGACAAAGAGCAAUCCGUACCUCGUGGACAAAGCUAUGAGAAUUUGUUUAACCAAGCAAGGCAUGGAGCAUCAGCUGAUGUUGCUUCUCAACCUGUCAUACUUAAUCUCUCAAGUUCGCCAAGGCGCUAUGCUGCACUCUCACUCUCCGAAAACUCGUUGGAGAAGGGAUCUAGCACUUCAUGGAGAAAUGUGAAGAGUGGGAACUGGUUCGUAACACCAGAGAUCACCAUUACAGACAAUGACAUAUGUGCAGCCAACAGCAAGCGUCGCGAUGUGCACUCUGUCCGCUGGGAUACAUUGGAUGAUGAAAAGCCACCAUCUUCGAGAUUACUGCAUCAGAAGCAGUCAUCCACCACAGCAGACAUAACCAAAGACAGGAAACACAACAACUUCUCCCUCCAGCAGAGUCUAGAGCAGCUUGAUGAACUCUUAGCAGAUUUGGUUGUUGAUUACAAACCACCAACUUGCAGAAAGUCGAGUGAAGACCUUGUGGACCAUCUAAAACAACUAAUUACUGAAAAUGAUGACAAAGAUAGAGCAUCUUCUGGACUUGGGAACUUAGGAUGUCUGAACACUCAGCUCCUAUCCUCCAAAUCCAGCCCUGACACAAUCAAAGACCCUGACAGUGGGUGUGAUGCUUUACAAAGGAGUGCCGAAGAAUGUUCUCCGGACCACAGCACAGAUGAGGAUGACACUAUGGUGUGUGCUAACAAGAAAUGCAACCGGAUUGAGAGUAUGUUCAAUGCCUGCUUAUACUACAAAUCGUGUCACAGUUGCUACACCUUUUACUGUUCCCGAAACUGUCGCAGGGAUGACUGGGAGACCCAUAAAGAGACCUGUCUGUAUGGUCGUGUCAGCAGUGUGUGUCGACACGCUCUAAAGUUCUGCAGAGAGAACUCAGAGAUCCACAAAGCCUUCUCUCGUCUUGCUAAAGCUGGCUAUCUCUCCAGAGGGAGAGGCGUUCUGUUUCUGGGUUUUGCUAAUCCAGAGACAGCUGACAACUUUCUGCAAGUUGGGCUCAAGAGCCUCCUCAUGUCUCCCACAUACUUAUCUCUCAGAGAGCUGGAUGGAUUCAAGGACAACCUAGGUGAAUACUGCAAGGAACUGCAGCAGGCAGGUAGUGAGUAUGACCCCAGUGAAUGUUUCCUUCUGAAUGUAUCCAUAGCUGUUGGUGAACUAGUGCCUAAUAGACCUUCACCAAGAGUCCAAGCACCAACAGUAAGGAAAUAUGCAAAGGUGUCCUUGGCCUCCUCAAGCCCUGACAAAAAGGUACUUAAGAAGGAUAGUGAAAUGGAAACACUCAUCCUCACUCCACCUCCAGGCACACCGGACAUAGACAAGGAGGGGGAGGAGGGAAGGAAAGCCAGAGAGGUGUGCUUUGUCAAUAUCCAGCGUGAGCUCAGGACCAGGGGAGUCUUCCUUCGUCACGAGUACCCCAAAAUCUAUAAUCAGCUGUGUGAGUUUGUGGAGAGCAACAGAAGGUUCACGCCUACUACGAUUUACCCAAUAGAUAAGAGAACAGGGAAACAGUUUAUGUGCAUGAUCAUGGCUGCAUCUGAGCCAAGAACACUGGACUGGUUGGGUACCCCUCAUCUCUUGGAUGAUAUUAUAUAGUACACCACUAAAUAGUAAUGAUAAUUAUGUCAGUACACUGUAUGUACAUACUGUAAAUAGAUGGUUUGAUUGAGCAAAUUGAAGUCUGAUGUGAAGAAUUUCCUUUCCUCUGUCUCUUUCUCUUAGUUCCUCGCUUUUGCCAUAUACAUAAGCACUCACACUCUCAUAUACGCACAAGCACACACACACGCAUGCAAAUGCACGCACACACACACACACACACACACACACACCGUAUACUCACACUUCUAAAUGUUGCCCUAUGUUGUUUUUUGGCUUGUUCUGAUCCUGUUGCACUCAGAAGAGUUAACAGCCUGCAUGUUGACUAGGCACAAACCGGUUAUCCAGGUGUUCAGGUGUGAAUAUGUAUGAUCUGUGCAGUUUCUGCAGACAAAGUAUGAAGCACACAAUGUUUAUGAAGUACACAUCUCAUUGCCUUCACAUUAUAUUAGGUACAGCCAGGUGUCAUGUAACAGUCACCCAAUUUUGAUUUAGACAAAUGUUAUUGAAAUGUAUAUUAUACGUUGUUGGCUGUAAUAUUACAAAUUUUUGUUAGUACUUAAGUAUUAUUUCCUAAGUAUACUCUAGAUGUGUGGGUAUUUUUCUAUAUUAUUUAUUAUUUGAUAGUAUGACAAAGAAGUACAAUCAAUCAGCCUGCUUGUUUUCCCACUUUUUGUUGAAACACAUUUCAUCUUGUGAUGAGACUUGAUGUCAUCCUUAUAUAAAUUGCUUUGUUUGAAAGUGGCCUUCUGUCUAAAAAAAUACAUAAGCAUUUGACAAAAAGCAAUGUAUAGGUUUAGCUAUUUCUAAAGGCUUGACAGCUCUUGACUUAGGUUGUUUGAACUACCAUUGUAAAAUAAUAAUUAUUUUGCUCAAAGCAUGUUAUUUAUAUUCAGGUAUUUUAAUAUUUAUUAUUUAUUAUGUUGAUGAGAUACAAUUUGAUGCCUAGAAAAGUAAGAGGUAUAUUAUAUAUAUUGAAUAUUAGAUAAUUUGAACAUCAUGACCUUGAGACCUUAUUGUAACAAAUACAGCAGUAUGUUCGUAAACAAUAUGCAAUAAAAGAGCAACCUUAACAUCUAUAUUGUAAAACCCUAUUUUAUUAUUAAUAUUGAAUAAUCCCUUGGAGCCAAGAGCUGCAUAGACUUUGUUUGCACUAAAACAUAAAUUAUAAAAGAAGAAUGUUCCUAACGCUGCAGCACUGUACCCAGAUGAUAUGCCUGCUUCCUUUGUCAUUGUUGACUAAUCUAAGGUUGCUCUUUUACUUGAUUAUAUCUUUGUGCAAGACCUUCCACAACUUUCUAUUUUGUGAUGUUUAUAACCUAUAUAUAAAUAUAUAAUAAAUGGAAUUUAAUGAGUGACCUUGUGGCUUUGCAUUUCUCCCUACUCCCUGUAUUUGAACAGAUGGAAAAAAAAAAUAUUGAAAACAAUAGGAUAGACAUACACAUUUAUCAACAUGUCUGAAGAUAUCAGUUACCUAUGCUUUUUGCCACUUCAGCUUUGAUGUUUAAGAUUUCACAGUGUUUUGUGACACAUGCAGGAGUAGCCUGUUCAAACAAGAACACACAUCUCUCUCAUGAAUUCAGAAUGACUAUCCAUUCAUCUUUGUACUGUGCGCAAAAACGUAUCAGAACCCCAAAUAGGCUCAAAUCAUACAUAUUGUAUUUCUUAAGUUCCAUCAUUUAAUGCUCCUUUAUUUAUUGACUCUGUUAGCGUUAGUGCAAGAGUGUGUGAUAUGGACAUGAAAACAUUUUGUUUGUGCAAGUGCAUAUGAUGCCUGGUUCUAAUCAUCAUGUUUUACAGUAAAUACAGAUUUACGUUUAGGAUAUGGGCAAUAAGGUGUGGGGCACACUGUUAGAGUAAAAGUUUUCAAUGAUAACGUGACAUCUAACGUUUCAACCAACAACAUGUACAUUUGCAUGGGUAUAUUUGCUCUGAUGAAGACGUGCUGUUUGUCAAAAUAUAAGUCGCUGUUUAAUAAAAACUUUAACUAUAACCUCA
This is a messenger RNA of Scophthalmus maximus (turbot), 5598 nucleotides long. Its product is annotated as un-named hu7912. The transcript is spliced from 3 exons. The coding region runs from base 388 to 3600 and encodes 1070 amino acids. Gene Ontology annotation, biological process: cell-cell junction organization. NCBI's taxonomy places the organism in Eukaryota, Metazoa, Chordata, Actinopteri, Pleuronectiformes, Scophthalmidae. Gene Ontology annotation, cellular component: apical junction complex; plasma membrane. The record is from RefSeq and is a predicted model, not a curated record.